Messenger RNA from Thermothielavioides terrestris NRRL 8126, 561 nucleotides. RefSeq lists its product as uncharacterized. Bases 1 to 561 code for a protein of 186 amino acids. Gene Ontology annotation, molecular function: flavin adenine dinucleotide binding; flavin-dependent sulfhydryl oxidase activity. The transcript has 2 exons. Gene Ontology annotation, cellular component: mitochondrion. Lineage: Eukaryota; Fungi; Ascomycota; Sordariomycetes; Sordariales; Chaetomiaceae. The record is from RefSeq and is a predicted model, not a curated record.
AUGGCCGAAGACAGCAGGGAAUCGCAGUCGGCCAAUGCGCCUGCCACUGACGGCGCCGCCCCCAGCGCCGGGACCAGCGCUGAGCCGCCCAAGAAGUUCCCCAAAGGCGUGGUGCUCGGAAAAGACGGCAAGCCCUGCCGCUCCUGCACGUCCUUCGCAGCCUGGGCCUCCCAAACCAAGUCUUCGCUCAAAGCUGCAUCAGCAACCGCGACACCCCCGAGAGACUGCCCGCCAGAUGUGGAAGUGCUCGGCCGCAGCACCUGGACGCUCCUCCACUCGAUCGCGGCGACUUACCCGACCGCCCCGACCGCCAAGGAGCAGUCUGACCUGAAAAACUUCAUGCGCCUGUUCUCCAAGCUCUACCCUUGCUGGGUCUGCGCCGAGGACUUCCAGGCCUACAUGGAGAAGCAAGAAGUGAAGGCCGGGAGCAGAGACGAGUUCGGAAAUUGGCUGUGCGAGGCGCACAACGAAGUGAACAGGAAGCUGGGGAAGCCGACUUUUGACUGCAGAAAGUGGGAGGAGAGGUGGAGGACAGGGUGGAAGGAUGGGAGCUGUGAUUGA